Messenger RNA from Aspergillus bombycis, 2568 nucleotides. Its product is annotated as transcription factor domain-containing protein. Gene Ontology annotation, molecular function: zinc ion binding; DNA binding; DNA-binding transcription factor activity, RNA polymerase II-specific. The record is from RefSeq and is a predicted model, not a curated record. Bases 1 to 2568 code for a protein of 855 amino acids. Gene Ontology annotation, biological process: regulation of DNA-templated transcription; DNA-templated transcription. NCBI's taxonomy places the organism in Eukaryota, Fungi, Ascomycota, Eurotiomycetes, Eurotiales, Aspergillaceae. The transcript is spliced from 7 exons.
AUGGAGCCUCUGUCAGAGAAGCCCAAGAGGGCGCCUCGCAAACAUGUCACUACGGCAUGUGUACCUUGCCGGGAGAGCAAGAUCAGGUGCGACGGAGCUACUCCACAUUGCCAUAACUGUGAAAGGAAGGGCAAAGACUGUAAAUACCAACACGGCGAUGACAAACGGAAGGUGUCUCUUCGUGCUGCCACAGAGCUAUUCUCUGCUCGAAUAGAUCAACUGUGCCAGUUCAUUUAUGACCAUGGGCUGGAACCACCCCCAAUGAAACCCGAGGAUGAGGCGGGGGUUAAUAGAGUUUUGGAUACGCUACAGAUCCCUCGCGGGCUAGCGAAGAAAAGAGAAACUAGCGUAGCUAACGAGAUGGCCUCUCUUCCGCAAAAAGUUGUUGCGCAUUCACCCGCGCACAGCAGCCCCUCAGCUGUGCCGGAUGCAAAUGAGCGUCCCCGGGGGAUUUCUUCACUGUCACAGAAUGCGUUGCCUAAUCAAAAACUCGUUCCUUCGGCUGAGAAAGGCCGAGAUACAGUAAAUUCGUUCGGGAUCAACUCGAUUCCCACCAGUCAUUACGUCCCUGCGAAUUGGGGUUUUACACUUCCAACGGCGGAGAGCUUGGACACGAUCUAUGCCAAUCUAAAUGACGGUACCAGUCUUUCUCAGGAAAACAGUCUCAGCCCGGAAAGUCUGCAGUUGACUCCAGAUAUGCAACAGCAGCCCGGAGAGCUGCUCAGGCAAGCGCGUUACGAUAGAGAGUAUGAAUCAGACAGCGGCGACGAAGAUGAGGCGGAGAAGGACGUUAUCGAGCAAAUUUCAAAUCGCAUUGGUACUCUAAAAAUUGCGGGCGAUGGCCACUUGCGCUUUUAUGGAGCGACGUCGAACCUCAACCUGGUAGACGUUUCUGCGACCCAACAGCGCCAACGUCCUGAUGCGCGCACAGUCCGCCAUGAUGGACAGGACAUCCUGAACCAUUUACGAGUUGGACAGCCCGUUGACCAAGCGCUUGAAGACCAUCUUGUGGAGCUGUAUUUCACUUGGCAGAAUACAAGCACCUAUGUGGUCGAUAAGGAUAUGUAUAUGAUUGCUAGAUCGAAGUGGAGGAAUGAGUAUGAUGACACGCCAUUUUAUUCGGAAGUUCUUACGAACGCGAUGUGUGCUAUUGGAAGUGCUUUUGAAGCAAGAUAUCACCCUACAUUCAUCACUUUCCCCAAAUCUUUGUCAGAGUUCUUCGCAGACAGGGCGAAAGCUCUUCUAGAGAUUGAGCUGGACUCUCCCUGUGUUGCCACAGUACAGGCGCUUGUGAUUCUGAGUUGCCAUGAAGGCUCUGCGAAUCGUGAUGCUCGUGGGUGGCUGUAUAGUGGGAUGUCCACAAGGCUCGCGUUUGACCUUGGACUACAUAUUGACAUGACACCAUAUGUUGAGAAAGGAGAAAUAGGUGCAUUUGAAGCUGACGUGCGGAGAAUAGCAUUCUGGGGAAGUUACACUGCCGAUCAUUUCUGGGGCUUUUAUCUAGGAAGACCAUUUCGAAUGAAUGCGGGAGACAUUACCGUCCCCAAGCUUGCGUCCAAUUUAGACGCAGAGAAAGAAAGUACAUGGUAUCCUUAUGGACUUCCAACGAAAUCGGACAUCCUGAAGCAUGGUCUAAGGAAUCCAAAUGAAUUGAUCAGCAGACAAUUUGCCGUUUUAUGGGAGAUAAUCUCACCCGUUGGUCAUAUUUUCAUGCAAUACCACCAAAUUGUGAUUUUCACGCAUAGACCUUGGGUUUCGAAAAGUUACAUCCAGCCGCGUGCUCCUCGUCAGGGACCGGGCUAUCACCAUGCUCGGCGAAUGUGCAUCGAGUCUUCGACGGCGAUCGCACGGCUGCUCCAUAUCUACGAGAAAUUUUAUACAUUCCGUCGCAUGAACAACCAAGUUGUGGCCAUCAUAUUUAGCGCGGCUUUGAUGCUCCUUUACGUCACAAUUUCAAACACUUCCACUUCUGGCAGAAGUCCCAGCGAUGGAAGCAAUAACAAUGCAGAAAUGGUUGCUUACUUGAAUCUUUGUUUCCGUGCGUUAGACGAGCUGGGCCAGUCGUUCGAAAAUGCCAAACGGACUCGUGACUUCCUGGUGAGUCUACAACGAAGGUGGCAGGCCCAUAUGCGCAGGUCAGGUUCAGCUUUGAAGCGUCAAAUAAGCAACCGGCCAUCAUCGCAACAUCUAGUAGGCCUAGGCUCAGGCGCAGAUGCUUCCAGGAAGAAGACGCGAAUCACUGCCCCAAAAAACCAGAUCAACUAUCCAGUCUCUGUGACAGCGACAUCACAGGGUACUAACGCCAUUCCUAGCCAACCACAGCCGCAGCUGCAACCUUCUGGGCAACACCCCCUCGACGCGACUCAGCAAAUUGGGGUGCCUGGGGAGUUCGACUGGAUUCGCAAUUCGGACUUGCAGUUGCUCUCGGGAAAUUUUGGAGAUAGUAGUUUCUCCCAACUUGGUAACGUCAAUACCUUCGGGGAGGACCCUACAUUGCCUAGUCUUUCCGACAUUGAGCCCUGGUGGGAUGCUCCAGGUGGGAACACCUUCGGGGGAUCUUCUUUAUAG